Molecule: messenger RNA, 1982 nt
Organism: Polistes canadensis
Lineage: Eukaryota; Metazoa; Arthropoda; Insecta; Hymenoptera; Vespidae
Gene: myd
Product: 45 kDa calcium-binding protein
Exons: 4
Coding region: 383-1459 (358 amino acids)
Biological process (GO): calcium-ion regulated exocytosis
Cellular component (GO): endoplasmic reticulum
Molecular function (GO): calcium ion binding
Source: RefSeq, a predicted model, not a curated record
UACGUUUGCGAAAACUCGCUCGUGGAGAGGGAGAAGGAGUGAAAGUGGAUCAAUACGAGCGACCUGCCUGCUGCCGUACGCUGGAGUCUCCUUCCUAAAGUCGUACCAUGCGUUCCAUCAGAGAACGCUCGCGUGCCAUUUUCGACUGAAAGAAACAACAAAGUUAAUUGGCCACCAUUAAUGGCUCCUUAAUUACGUCGCUCAGUGAAUCCGUAUGUGACAUCGUUUCUAUUUGAAAAGAUAAGUGAAGCAAAUAUCGACCUUUCUGCGGUGUUUCGAGGCGCAUCGAGUUCCGCGAUCGACCGUAAUGAAUUGGAUUGACAUUCCAAGUAGACAUAUCGAAGGGACGCAUCGAAAAAACGUUUAGCUCGUCCAACUAAUAAUGUCAUGGCUUAGGCUCUUGCGAUGGACCAUUUUGGUACCACUCGUAUUAUACGUUUCUUUUUUAAUCAUCUGGUACAAGAAGAACGUACCUCUGAGAAGUUCGGGAUCCAUUUCGAAGCACGAUGACGGAGACAAGGAAGGUUCCGCGAUCGAGAGCCUCUUUCUUGAACUGGAGACGGCGACCGAAAAGAAGGUACGAAAUCGUUACGAGAACGUCGGGCUCGAUCGAAGGGACGAAGAGACUAUAAGGGAGGUAGAGGAAAUGGAGAAUCGCGAGGAUCCGAAAAGUUUGUUGGAGGACAUUUUUCGAAGGGCGGACGUAGACGAAAAUCAAUUGUUGGAUAUCCAAGAACUGGCCAAAUGGAUUCACACUAAGAUCACGGAACACAUUCGUCGCGCUGUACAAGAGAACGUCGGUCUCUUCACUGCCAUCGACAAUAAUCCGAGAAACGGCAAAGUUUCCUGGGAAGAAUAUCACGCGCACUUUUUACGAUCGCACGGUUUCCCAGAGAGUUACGUUAGGUCGCACGACAAGAGGCAUAAGGAGAUGUCAAGAACCUUGAAGGAGAGUAUCAUGAGAGACAGGGCGAGAUGGACGGACGCAGCGAGGAACGAUCCGGAAAAAUUGACCCUGGACGAGUUUUUGGCGUUUACUCAUCCGGAGAGCAGUCACGGGGCACUUUUGCAAAUGGUGGAAGAUCUUUUUGAGAAAUUUGAUCGCGACGGAGACGAGCAAUUGACGGAGGAUGAAUUUUCGGAUUUGCCGUCCGAAGGUGUCGGCCUGGAACUCAACGAGGAUCGGCAUCAAACGGUCGGAGGUAGCACCGAUAGGCGAAAGGAGUUCCGUUAUCUCAUCGAUAGAAAUAAAAACGGAAAGGCAGAUCGUACCGAACUCUUGAUGUAUAUUGAUCCACGGAAUCCAAGGCACGCGAUUCAAGAGGCCCAACAUUUGAUCAGCCUCUCGGAUAUAAAUCUCGAUGGGAAAUUAAAUCUCUCGGAGGUUUUGAGCAAGACCGAUCUCUUUUUGUGCAGUAAAAUGGUCGACACCGAGAAAAGUUUUCACGACGAGUUCUGAUUACCAUAAUUAAGCGAUAUACUAUGGACAACUAAGACAAUACUUUUUAAUUAGUCUCUGAGAACGUAUCUGUGAUAGUCUUCUCGACUUAGAAUAUCAUUUCAUUAAUAUCUUAAUUAUCUUAUUAAGAUAAUCUAUUACUAUAUAUAUAUAUAUAUAAAUAUAUUCUCGCGUUAUUAACAAGAAAAAAAGACUCACCGUGAAUAUCAACGAAUCGAGUAAUCUUAGCAUUAAUAUUUAACGUUAAGGAGUCGAUAAGUCCGUCCUUGUAUAAGUUUCCAUGUACAACAAUUUAGCGGUUCUCCGAUUCUACGAACUAUAACUAUCGUAGCGAAUACAAAACUACGAGAACGUUCGAGUUUGCGAUUUCGAAUGCACUUGUCGCUAUUAAAAAACGAAACGCUAACGAAAAAAAAAUGUUUUUUCCAGGAAGGUACAUGAAAAAGGAUAUACGUAGAAAGGUUCCUAUACCUUGUCACUACUUUUGUGUCUUUUUAUCGUAAUAAAAUCAUUUUUCUGAAAA